Molecule: messenger RNA, 246 nt
Organism: Sphaeroforma arctica JP610
Lineage: Eukaryota; Ichthyosporea; Ichthyophonida
Exons: 1
Coding region: 1-246 (81 amino acids)
Source: RefSeq, a predicted model, not a curated record
AUGGUAGUCGUGGUGGGGAGUGCCAAGGAGUGGGGAGUCCGAUCAAGAUCGAGGCGGGGUGAACAAGGGGAUAGAUGGGAAGCGUUGUUCAAGCUUGCGGAUCUUGCUGCUUUGGGCUACCUGCAGCUGUUGACUGAAACUAUGGGAAUCAGAUGCAACAAGUUACGCCUGAAGGGUAGUGAGUUCGUCAGGGAGCUGUGUGGCGGCAGUGGCGAGGACCUCGUUUUCUGUGAGGGCGUCCUGUAA